ACCGUGUCGGCGCCGGUCAACAUCGCCUGCAUCAAGUGCGGGCGAGACACCAAGCCCGUCUUGCCGAUCAACUCUUCACUCUCGGUCCCAUUGGACCAGGACCAUCUCAGGUCAACGACCACCUCCCGCGCAGACCGCUCGUUCGAAAAGGACAGGCUUUGGCUCAACGGCACGGAGGAGGAGAUCAGGGCGGACGGGCGCCUCGCGAUCUGCAUGGCUCGCGAAAGAGCC
Molecule: messenger RNA, 231 nt
Organism: Heterobasidion irregulare TC 32-1
Lineage: Eukaryota; Fungi; Basidiomycota; Agaricomycetes; Russulales; Bondarzewiaceae
Exons: 2
Biological process (GO): isopentenyl diphosphate biosynthetic process, mevalonate pathway
Cellular component (GO): cytosol
Molecular function (GO): diphosphomevalonate decarboxylase activity
Source: RefSeq, a predicted model, not a curated record